This is a messenger RNA of Drosophila sulfurigaster albostrigata, 1426 nucleotides long. It is a transcript of the gene CSN4, whose product is annotated as COP9 signalosome complex subunit 4. The record is from RefSeq and is a predicted model, not a curated record. The coding region runs from base 85 to 1296 and encodes 403 amino acids. Gene Ontology annotation, cellular component: COP9 signalosome; cytosol. The transcript has 2 exons. NCBI's taxonomy places the organism in Eukaryota, Metazoa, Arthropoda, Insecta, Diptera, Drosophilidae.
UAACAUAUGACGCUUAUCGAUAACACUUGUUAGUUUGUCUGAUUUACUUUAGUGUUGUAGUGCAGAAUUAGUUGCAGACUAAUUAUGGGGAUAACUACCGCAGCAUUGCGCUCCCAGCUAAUGGGCCUGACCAACUUCAUUGGCACACACAAGGACCAGGCGGACAAGUACCGCCAGUUGCUGAAGAGUGUGCUCUCCAACACCGGCAACGAUUUGAUCGAUACGCUGAAGCUCUUUGUCGAGGCGAUUGUUAACGAACAUGUUAGUCUGGUGAUUGCUCGUCAGAUCCUCAACGAUGUUGGAGUUGAGCUGAGCAAACUGCCCGACGACAUGUCCAAGCAGCUGUCCCACUUUACACUGGAGCGUGUGCAUCCACGCGUUAUCUCAUUCGAGGAGCAGGUGGCCGGCAUUCGUUUCCAUUUGGCCAACAUCUAUGAGCGUAAUCAACAGUGGCGCGAUGCGGCCACAGUGCUGGUGGGUAUUCCCCUCGAGACGGGCCAGAAACAGUACUCAGUGGAGUGCAAGCUGGGCACUUACUUGAAAAUAGCGCGUCUCUAUCUAGAGGACAAUGAUUCGGUGCAGGCGGAGCUGUUCAUCAAUCGUGCCUCGUUGCUGCAGGCCGAGACCAAUUCGGAGGAGUUGCAGGUUCUUUACAAAGUGUGCUACGCUCGCGUUCUGGACUAUCGUCGCAAAUUCAUUGAGGCUGCCCAACGAUACAAUGAACUCUCCUACCGCAAAAUCGUCGAUCAGGGUGAACGCAUGACGGCCCUGAAGAAGGCACUAAUCUGCACAGUGCUGGCCUCGGCUGGACAGCAGCGGUCUCGCAUGCUGGCCACACUCUUCAAGGACGAACGCUGUCAGCAUUUGCCGGCCUAUGCCAUACUCGAAAAAAUGUAUCUGGAGCGCAUUAUUCGUCGUUCCGAAUUGCAAGAGUUCGAGGCGCUUCUGCAGGAGCAUCAAAAGGCUGCCACACCCGAUGGUUCAUCCAUACUCGAUCGUGCUGUCUUCGAGCACAAUUUGCUGUCCGCCAGCAAGUUGUACAAUAACAUCACAUUUGAAGAGUUGGGCGCAUUGCUGGACAUUCCCGCUGCCAAGGCGGAGAAGAUUGCCUCGCAAAUGAUAACGGAGGGACGCAUGAAUGGGCACAUUGAUCAGAUCUCGGGCAUUGUGCACUUUGAGAACCGUGAACUGUUGCCCCAAUGGGAUCGACAAAUCCAAUCGUUGUGCUAUCAAGUGAAUUCCAUCAUUGAGAAGAUUGGCAUCGCCGAGCCUGAGUGGCUUGAUAGCCAGAAUUAAUCGUACUCUCUAUCAUCGUAAAUUUAAUAUUAAACUGCUGCUGGUUUUACAUUUAAUUAAUUUGCUCCACAUGUAAAUUUCAUUUUUGGAUUUAAGAAAUAAAACGCUCUGAUCCCAUGGAUCAUGCAAA